This is a messenger RNA of Trichosurus vulpecula (common brushtail), 8171 nucleotides long. RefSeq names its product leucine rich repeat containing 8 VRAC subunit C (gene LRRC8C). The record is from RefSeq and is a predicted model, not a curated record. Bases 375 to 2786 code for a protein of 803 amino acids. The transcript is spliced from 3 exons. Gene Ontology annotation, molecular function: protein binding. Lineage: Eukaryota; Metazoa; Chordata; Mammalia; Diprotodontia; Phalangeridae.
AGUUGAGGCGGCACGGGGCCGGGCUCCGGGUGGCGCUGAAGCCAGCUUCAUCAGCAGCGGCAGCAGAGGCAGCAGCAGCCGCCCGAGAAGGAGGAGAAGAAGGAGGAGGCGGCCAGGGGGAGGGCUGUUAAGGGGCAGGGGCGUUAGCUGCCUCCUGCCUCGGAACCGGGAGGAGGAAGCCGCCUUUGCCGCUGUCGCCGCCGCCGCAUUUCCCUGAGACAAGCCAUGAACCGCACUCCUCGGCGGCCUCCCCGUGGCCCCACCGACGACCCUCCCAUCUUGGAGGACAGCCGCCUCCUGUGAGUCCAGCUCGGAGCGCCCUCGUCUCCCCUAGCUUCAUCAGCUCUCCAGCCCGCCCAAGGACCCAAAGAAUCAUGAUUCCGGUAACGGAAUUCAGGCAAUUUUCUGAACAGCAGCCUGCAUUCCGAGUACUCAAACCUUGGUGGGAUGUGUUUACAGAAUAUCUCUCUGUAGUCAUGCUAAUGAUUGGUGUGUUUGGCUGCACCUUACAAGUUAUGCAAGACAAGAUAAUCUGCCUCCCAAAAACCAUGCAACCCUCUCAGAACCACUCUUCCCUCCCUAACACAUCUCACACCAUCGAUACUCCAACACCACUGCCUCCGCCACAACCAUCAACCAGCCCCGCAACGGUGGAGAUGAAGGGGCGAAAGACUGACUUGGACCUCCAGCAGUAUAGUUUUAUAAACCAGAUAUGUUACGAGAAGGCCCUCCACUGGUAUGCCAAGUACUUCCCUUACCUCGUCCUCAUCCACACCCUCAUCUUCAUGCUUUGCAGUAACUUUUGGUUCAAGUUCCCUGGCUCCAGCUCAAAGAUAGAGCACUUCAUUUCCAUCCUGGGGAAGUGUUUCGACUCUCCUUGGACCACCAGGGCUUUGUCUGAGGUGUCUGGGGAGGACUCUGAAGAAAAAGACAACAGGAAGAACAACUUACAAAAGGCAUCUUAUCCCUCCCAGACAGCUGCCGAUAACACCUUGGUCAAAUCUCAGUCAUUAAAGUCCAUACCUGAGAAGUUUGUGGUUGACAAGACCUCUGCUGGGGCGCUGGAUAAGAAGGAAGGUGAGCAAGCUAAGGCCCUCUUUGAAAAGGUCAAGAAGUUCAGGAUGCACGUGGAGGAGGGAGACAUUCUUUACAGCAUGUAUGUCCGCCAGACAGUCCUCAAAGUGCUCAAAUUCUUGAUCAUCAUUGGUUAUAACAGCGCCCUGGUUCCCAAGGUCGAGUUUACCGUCAGCUGUGACAUUGACAUUCAGGACAUGACUGGGUAUAAACACUUCUCCUGCAAUCACACCAUGGCACAUUUAUUCUCAAAACUUUCCUUUUGCUACUUAUGUUUUGUAAGCAUCUAUGGACUAACGUGCCUUUACACUUUAUAUUGGCUAUUCUACCGGUCCCUAAAGGAAUAUUCUUUUGAGUAUGUUAGGCAAGAGACGGGAAUUGAUGAUAUACCAGAUGUGAAAAAUGACUUUGCUUUUCUGCUCCAUAUGAUUGAUCAAUAUGACCCUCUCUACUCUAAGAGGUUUGCUGUGUUCCUUUCCGAAGUCAGUGAAAACAAAUUGAAACAGUUGAACUUAAAUAAUGAGUGGACAGUUGAUAAACUGAGGCAGAAGCUGCAGAUAAAUGCCCAGAACCGCCUGGAGUUGCCUUUGAUCAUGCUCUCUGGCCUUCCGGACACUGUCUUUGAUAUCACUGAACUGCAGUCUUUGAAACUUGAAAUCAUCCAGAAUGUCAUGAUCCCAGCCACCAUUGCUCAACUCAGCAACCUCCAGGAGCUCUCUUUGCACCAAUGCUCUGUCAAAAUCCACAGUGCCGCUUUGAGCUUCCUGAAGGAAAAUCUGAAGAUCUUGAGUGUCAAAUUUGAUGACUUCCGGGAAUUGCCACCCUGGAUUUACAGCCUCAGGAAUCUGGAGGAACUCUACUUGUAUGGUUCCCUGGGUCAUGAUAUCUACAGGAACAUCACUCUUGAAUCUCUGCGGGAACUUAAAAACCUGAAAGUUCUCUCACUCAAAAGCAACAUCUCCAAAAUUCCACAAGCUGUCGUGGAUGUUUCCAGCCACCUCCAGAAAAUGUACAUCCAUAACAAUGGCACCAAACUCGUCAUGCUCAACAACCUGAAGAAAAUGACCAACCUGACAGAGCUGGAGCUGGUCCACUGUGAUCUGGAGCGCAUCCCCCAUGCCAUCUUCAGCCUGCUUAGCCUCCAAGAACUAGAUUUGAAGGAAAACAACCUCAAAUCCAUCGAAGAAAUCAUGAGCUUUCAGCACCUGCGGAAGCUGACGGUUCUCAAACUGUGGCAUAACAGCAUUGCCUACAUCCCGGAGCAUAUCAAAAAGCUCACCAGCCUGGAGCGUCUGACUUUUAGUUACAAUAAAAUAGAGGUGCUGCCUUCUCACCUCUUUCUAUGCAACAAAAUCAGACACUUAGAUCUGUCUUUCAAUGACAUUCGGUUUAUCCCACCAGAAAUAGGAGUGCUACAGAGUUUACAGUAUUUUUCCAUCACUUCUAACAAAGUGGAGAGCCUUCCUGAUGAACUGUAUUUCUGUAAGAAACUGAAAACUUUGAAGAUUGGGAAAAAUAACUUAUCGGUCCUUUCACCAAAAAUUGGGAACUUAGUAUUCCUCACCUUUUUGGAGGUCAAAGGCAAUCAAUUAGAGGUCCUCCCCCCAGAACUUGGGGACUGCCGGGCGCUGAAGCGCUCUGGCUUUAUUGUGGAAGAUGUACUGUUUGAAACACUCCCUUCUGACAUUCGGGAGCAAAUUAAAGCAGAAUAACAACUUUCUUCAAAGUUUGACUGAAACAUGCUUCUACCAAAUACAUUAUAAAUAACUAGGUAGUCUAAUGCCUUUACUUUUUUUUUCUUUUUCACACAAAACAAAAUGUACAGAUUUGAAGUAAGGAGUACAUAUAUUUUUAAUAAAAAUUUACUUGUAUUUUUUCAAUGUUAAUAUUUUAAAAUUUUAUUUGUCCUGGAAACUAACGUCCCUUUAUUAUUGUUUUGUAUUGGCAUAAACAGCUAGUUCAAUCUGCUGGGUUAUUUCUUUUUUAUUUGGUUUUAAGUUCAAUUUAUUCUCAAGGAAAGGAGGAAGUUCGGAAAUGCACCAUGUUGAGGAUUAUUUGUUAAUAGAUGAAGGUAUUUUGCUAAGGGCAAAUAUAGGUCCAAGGGAUGCAGGUCAUUUUCCUUUUACCAUCUGGCCUUUCCACUGACAGGACUCAUUGGUUCUCCUUUUUUAAAGAAUUAGAAAGAAUUAAAUUUAAUUAGAAUUAAAGAACCAGAUUCAUUUGUUCUCUUUCUGCUCAGAUGAAACUGAAGUCAGUGAGUGCAGCCCCAAGAGGUGUGCAGAUAUAAAGUUGCCAUUAAGUACUCACUGUACCCCACAACCCAAACGGUGGUAGGUGGGAUUGCAGGAGAGUUACAAUUGCCUUUGAAUGGUGGAGAGUUGCUAGUGAAAAAUGAAAGCCACCUUCAGUUAUUGGUGUCAUAGGGUGAAUAGAGUUGAAUGGAUUUGCACUUCUUGAUAAUUAUUUUUAGAAAUCAGAUUUUCAAAUGAAAUUCUCAGUGUUUUGUUUAUCCUUUGGAUCCUGAUACUGCUGUGUAGCACUGGUAAACAACCUUUGACAGAUUCAAUUUAUUUUAAUAUUCUAACUGCUAAUGGAAUUAAAAAUUAUGAAAUUAGAAGCCUGCUUUUUCAGUAACUGAAUCAACUGCAAAAUCUUAAUAUGUGGGUGCAUUAGAUAGGAAAUUUUACCUACUAAAACUAUGCUCAAUAGCCAGUAAACUCCAGUGUUUUUUUCCUUCCUUUUGGGCACUGUGGCAAUUUGUAAUCUAUUUAAGUUUUGCCUCUUGCCCCCAAAUAAAUGAAAGGCUAUAAAAUAAUCUGUUUAUAUGUUAAUCAAUUUCCCUUCAAGCCUUCUGUGAACAUACUGAUGGCUGCUGGUUGUUCAGGCACAAGAAACCUAUCUGCUAUGCUCAACUUAAAGUAGGGUCUCUUCCUAAAUGAUUCUGUUACUUUUUUUCUUUUAAGUGUAAAUAAAUUGUUAAGUGGUUUUCACUUAGCAGAUUUUGCCUGGUGGUUGAUAUUGGCCCUCUCUAUUCUUGCACUUAGCAAUGCAGAAAUAUUGGGAUCUCUGCACAAAGUGUCGAUGGACUUGUAAGCUUUGUGAUAAGAAGAUACAAAAAUGGUGUUUGCAUAUAUUGUGAUUGGUCAUAAGAUCUUUGUCAUAGUACCAAAUUUUCAGUGCACUGGGCACUCACUUGUCCAAUGGAGCUCCUCUGACUUAUGUCGAAGUCAAAGAGAAAAGUGGUGAAUGGUCUCAAAAGCCUUGCUUUAAAAACUAGUUGUUGAACAAAUAAUUCAGUGGCUUAAUGUUAAUCUGCUGUGGACUGCAUCAGUAGGAAUUGUUCAAUAUGUAUAUGUGUCACUGCUUCCAGUUGGGUGCCAUAUUGAAGAAACACUUAGCAUUGUUCUGUUCACCUAAUGAUAUAACCAAAGUGACGUUACCGGACCUGCCAAACAUUCAGUGUUUCCCAGUGCCAACUGGCCAGCUCACUUAUGUGAAGCUGGGAGUGGGGGGUUAAAAACCCUGUGUGUUUGAAGUGGUCUUGUGUUUACAUUUUCCCCCCAAUUAACCAUUCACUUCCAGAAUGUUGUUGUGGUCCCUGUAGACACUAGUUGUGAAGAUUAUGCAUUGUAUUUAGAACUGUGGUGUACUCUGUGAUUUGAAUGUUUUUAAACUUCCAGGGAAGAUUUUUUUUUUGGCCACUGAGAAGAACAAACCAACCCUAUUCCAGAAGUCAGGACCCCAGUGGAACCUGGGAAGGGGGUGCUGUAUUUUUCUGAAUUAUAGGCAUAGGUUUGCUUUUACAUGCAGCACUUUCAAAAAAAAGUGCCAUCAAGCUUAAAAGCUUAUUUUAAAGCAACAAUUCAGCUUUCUAAAUCUAUAAGCAUUUAUUAAGCACCUGCUGUGUGCAUGAGGCAUUUCCAUCACUUAUACCAAUUUUGGCAGAAUUGUAAUGCCAAAUCAGCCUAGCUUAUUUUUUAUUUGUAAUGAGCUAUUACAAGCUCCCUUACCUGCCAAAAUGAGUCUGAUAAUGAUAAUAAUAAUAAUAAUCUUUAAACUAGUUUUUAAAAUGAAACAGCACAAAGCCUUUCAGCUUUGGCUUAAAAAGUAAAUGCGUAGACAUUUCUAUGGGGAGAGGGGAAGGGGCCUGCCCCAUCUGAGGACAUACAAUACACAGACCUAAGUAUUUUCCUGAUUUUCUCUUUUUUAGCUUUCUAAUUUCCCAGUUCACAUUUGUUAAUUAAAAUUAAAGUUUGGCCUUUAUUAAAGAAAACUCAGGUAAAUAAGUAGCUUGGCUUUCCUAAGGCCAUUUUAGUCAUCUGCGGGCUCUAUUUAUGCCCCCAUUUUCAGCAUUUUAGAAGUGCUCUUGAUAGAAGUUAAUAAUAAAUUGUAUUUCCCCUCAAUAGUACCUAUAGGAGGCUAUCUAUAUAAAUAUACAGGUACCCUAUGUUUGCAACUGUUUAAACCCUUGAUGUUCACAAUGGCAAACUAUUUGUUAUGUAGAGUAACACUCUAAGAGCUGAUGGGCCUUUCACUGUUGAACUGAUUGAGACACCAUAUAUGCCGCAUUUCCAAGUGAAGCCUGCCUACGAAUUAGCUCACCAGUGGCUCUGCAGAGAGUUGAUGUUCUUGACCUGUGGCCUCUAACUGCAAGAUUUGGAGGGAUAAUUAAGAAAACUCUUGGCUCUUAGCCCAUUAAAUCACCUAUGGUGCUAAUCUAGACUGGUCUUCACAAUCCGUGCUGUUAUACACAUCAUAAAGAAAAAAAAGUUAUUAUAAAUAUAUCCUUGGCUAAUUCCUAAAUAGGAAGUGUGAUUCAGUGCAAAGAACCCUGGCUGCACAGUCAUUCAAACGAUGCCUCUGAUAUUUAACACCUGGUGCCUGGGAGAAAUCAUUUCACCUCCCUGGUUCUCAGUACCAUUGCCUGGAAAAUGAGGGGAUUAGACUAGGUGUCCUCAGAGGUCUAGAUCUAUGAACUAUUAGCCUUGGGGUAAUGAAGACCUGGGUUCAAGUCCUUCCUCUGAUAGCACCCUGAUAGCUACAGACAAGCCAUCUUAACAUCUCAGUGCCUCUAGGAGACUCUUAGAUGAUAAAUUAGAAUGAGUUGCCAAUAGGUACCUGACGUGCGGCAGGGAAGUCUCCGCACUGAGUCUGACCAGAAAAAGACCCAAAAAAGUGACCUUUCUUUCAUACUUCUUGGGUCAGGGUCCUAGCUAACCUGAAGAAGGGGUAUGAAAUAUCCCAGAAGGCUUAGCCCAGAAAAGAGACACCUACAGGGGACAUCAUAGUUGCCUUCAAGGGCUGUCAUGCAAGAGAGAUUAGACUGAUUCGACCUGGCCCCAAAAGACAGGACUAGGAGCAGUGGGUAGUAGCUGCUUGGGGACAAAUUUAGUUUUCAUGUAAGUAAGGAAAAAACCUUUCCCACAAUCAGCUCUCCAAAAACAUAAUGGAUCACCUCAAUCAGUAGUGAGUGGACUCUUCCUCCUUGGAGAUCUUCACGUAGAAGCUGGAAGACCACUUGUUGGCAGUGGUGUCAAGGGGGUUCUUGUUCAUGGAUUAUCUGGCUUCUUGGGUCCCUUCCAGCAGCAAGAGUCUGUGACUCUGAGUCUGUGCAUUGCCUGGGAUGAGGCAAAUAGAGAAGGACUACUCGGCCCUUGUCUUACUCUGAGGAUUUGUCAUUAUUACUAAUAUGAAAGAGUCAGAUAUGGCUUGGCUGAUUUAUGGAUGUCCUUUGAGCAACAUUUUCUGCACCAUCCCCUUAAAAGGUGCACAAGAUGGGUAUAAGUAUACUUCACUUGCCAAAAGUCAAGGUAAGAAAAUACAGGCUUUUAUAAAACUUCGUUCCGUGGAAAUGAUUUCUCCUAAGCAGAUCUCCAGAUUUAUCACCUAUCAAGCACUCAUUCAAUUCAACAACUAUUUAUUAAUAAGCACUACACAUCAGACACUGUUCAAGGUAAAAAGAAGAUAAGAAUGAAAUAUUCCCUGACCUCAAGGAGCUUAUAUUCUACUGAAAUUAAGUGAUCAAUCAGGAUCUAUUGAUAUAAACCAUCUACAAACCAUACAUCAUUACAAAGGAUUUUACCAAUACUCUGGAGUAGUCAGUAGAGAAUAUAUUUCAGCAUAGAUGCAUGUUUUUAAGCCCCAUUUAAAGUUCAUACUAAAUAUGAAAUGUUAUUCCCCAUCAAUGAUCCUAUCAAUGGUAAAAUUUGACCUCUCAGAUUAGCAUUCCACUAUGAGAUUGCCAAAUUAGCAUCACAAUGUAAUUAAAUGGCUAGCUAGGAGGUUGUGUCUUGGAAGACCUAGGGUCCCUAAAUCCUUGAUACUGGUAAUUACUUUGUACUCAGAGAAACUAGGGAAGAAUUGUUGAGCAACCAUCAUAGAUCAUCUUUGGUUCUUCAGAAUGGAUAAAUCUCACUGGUGGAAGGUGAGUACCUCUUUAGAUCGUAAGCUCCUUGAGGGAAGGGGCUGUCUUUUGCAUCUUUGUAUCCCCAGCACUUAGCACAGUGCCUGACACAUAGUAGGUGCUUAAUAAAUAUUAACUGACUGACUCUGGAAACUUAAGCAUACUAUAUCUGCCCAGCAUCAUCACCCUUUUCCCCAAUAGUCCCUAGGCACCAAGUGUCCACUGGUCCUUAGUCUUCCCAGUAAAGUUCAGAUGACAAUGCUUGGCAGUAUAAAAAAUAAACAUAUUAAGAAGACUUUUUAUGUCAAAUCUCUGUCGAAUAAUAAGAGAGAAUGGAGAUGAUGUGGGCUUGGUUUUAUUUGAUUGGCAGCUAUUUGAUAAGUAAUGUCCUAUGAAUUUACCUGCUUCCUCUGUAUCAUCCUCUCCCACCCAGGCUCUCCUUUAAGGGGAUAUUUUUAUUGUUGAAGUGCUAUAUAUGGUGAGCUCAGUCCUUUGCAUUCUCCAGACAUCAGUGUGUGUGCUCAUAUUGUCAAAUUCUAAAAAUGUCUCCAAGACUGUCAAGUUGAAAAAUUGACAUGGUGGAGAAUCAUCUUAAACUUAUGGCAAAAAGUGUCUUAAUAUCAUUGGCCGUGUUGUAUUAUAUUGCAGUACAGUUCCAACAACGUAAGUGAAAUAAAACUUUUUCUAAUUUAAA